AAACUUGGCGCAUUUUGCCCUCCACAUUUAUCCCCAUUUUUACCCAUCUUAUCGGCGUCGCCGCCGCCCGCGUUGCUGGCGGUGAUCGUGUCUCUCCGUCGGAUCUCCGACCUAUGAACCCUUCCCUCUCCUCUCUCUAUUGAAAACACCCAAAAAAAACAAAAAAAAAUUGAGAAAAUCAAAUCCAGUGAAAAAACCCUAAAUUUCUUAGUUCCAUUUUGUUCUCGCUUUCGUUCUACUUGGCGAAGAAUUUUUCUGAUUUACAUUCCAGUGAAUUUGAUAAUAAGAAGAGGAGAGGGAAGUUACAGAGAAAAUCCAAAAAAAUCUGAAAAAUUAAAAAGGAAAAAAAACUGCUCGUUUCCUUUUCUCCCGAUUUCGUUUCGUUUUUUGUGAAUUGAGAUGGCUGCCCAGGUUCAGAUGCAGUCUCAGGUUCCGGUGGUGAAUGCGGCGGCGGCUUCUGGUGGCGCGCCGUUCGUGACCUCGCUGUACGUUGGCGAUCUCGAAGUCAACGUGACUGAUUCUCAGCUCUACGAUCUGUUCAGCAAUAUGGGAGAUGUGGUAUCGGUUAGGGUCUGUAGGGAUUUAACCAGCCGGCGCUCGCUCGGAUACGGAUACGUCAACUUUGGCAACUCUCAAGAUGCCGAAAGGGCACUGAUGGAGCUGAACUUCACUCCACUCAAUGGCAAACCCAUUAGGGUUAUGUAUUCUCAUCGAGACCCUAGUGUGCGCCGUAGUGGCAAUGGAAAUAUAUUUAUCAAGAAUUUGGACAAGGAUAUUGACCACAAAGCUCUGCACGAGACAUUUUCUUCUUUUGGAACCAUCCUCUCAUGCAAAGUAGCAACUAAUUCUUCUGGCCAGUCAUUAGGUUAUGGCUUUGUGCAAUAUGCCACUGAAGAAUCUGCUCAGAAAGCUAUUGAGAAGCUUAAUGGAAUGUUAUUGAAUGGGAAACAAGUUUAUGUCGGACCUUUUGUCCGCAAGCAAGAAAGAGAGAUGGCAGUAGACAAGACGAAAUUCACUAAUGUGUUUGUCAAAAAUAUAUCUGAAACAACAACUGAAGAAGAUCUUCAGAAGAUGUUUGGUGAAUUUGGGCAAAUUACCAGUGUAGUUGUGAUGAGAAAUGAAGAUGGAACUUCCAAAUGUUUUGGAUUUGUCAACUUUGAAGAUGCAGAUGAUGCUGCCAGAGCUGUUGACUCUUUAAAUGGUAAAAAAAUUGAUAACAAGGAACUGUAUGUUGGUAGAGCCCAGAAAAAAUCUGAGAGGGAGGUACAACUUAAGAACCAAUUUGAGCAGAGUUUGAAGGAAGCUGUUGACAAAUCACAGGGUUCCAACCUGUAUGUUAAGAAUCUGGAUGAUAGCAUUAAUGAUGAUCAGCUUAAGGAGUUAUUCGCUUCAUAUGGUUCAAUAACAUCUUGCAAGGUUAUGCGGGACCCAAAGGGAAUUAGCAGAGGUUCUGGUUUUGUUGCAUUUUCCUCACCUGAAGAGGCUGCCAGAGCUCUCUCUGAAAUGAAUGGCAAGAUGAUUGCUAGCAAACCUCUUUACGUUGCACUUGCUCAGAGGAAAGAAGAUAGAAGAGCACGGCUACAGGCUCAAUUUUCUCAAAUGAGGCCAAUUACAAUGGCACCUACUGUGGCUCCUCGUAUGCCAAUGUAUACUCCUGGUGGUCCUGGUCCUGGUCUAGGGCAACAGAUAUUCUAUGGUCAAGCUCCACCUGCAAUGAUUCCUCCUCAGCCUGGAUUUGGAUAUCAACAGCAGCUUGUACCCGGUAUGAGGCCUGGUGGGCCCCUCAUGCCAAAUAUGUUUGUCCCUAUGGUUCAACCGGGUCAGCAAGGUCCACGUCCUGGUGGAAGGAGAGGUAAUGCUGGGCCAAUGCAACAGGGCCCGCAGCCUGUUCCUGUAAUGCAACAGCAGAUGGUUCCUAGAGGACGCGGUUCCCGCUUCCCUCCUGGACGCGGCAUGCCUGAUCCUAUGCAAGGUAUGGCAGGAGGCAUGCUGCCUGUCCCAUAUGAAAUGGGUGGCUUACCAUUGCGUGAUGCAGGAAUCUCUCGGCCAGUUCCUAUUGGGGCUCUGGCAUCUGCACUUGCAAAUGCUUCUCCCAGUGAACAAAGGACGAUGUUGGGAGAGAAUCUGUACCCACUUGUUGAACAAUUGGAGCCGGAGACGGCAGCCAAGGUUACUGGAAUGCUCCUGGAAAUGGACCAGACAGAGGUUCUGCACUUGUUGGAGUCACCAGAAGCUCUUAAAGCGAAGGUUGCAGAGGCAAUGGACGUGCUUAGGAGUGUGUCCCAGCAGCAGAGCGGCGGCUCUCCAGCUGAGCAGCUGGCUUCGUUGUCAUUGAAUGAGUGAUCUCAUUGAAUGAGUGUCCUAUUAAAUUGUUGAACGGCACACAGUUGAUGUUUUCAUUUCUGAGGAUUUUCAAACUUGCUGGCAUGAUGUAUUUGGCUUUGGAGAUAUUGUUUGUUCUGGUAUUCUGUGAAACCUAAUUUAAACCUUGUGCUUUGGAUAUUGAUCGUUUUUCUUUGAUUUGA
Messenger RNA from Salvia hispanica, 2525 nucleotides. RefSeq names its product polyadenylate-binding protein 2-like. Gene Ontology annotation, molecular function: RNA binding. The record is from RefSeq and is a predicted model, not a curated record. Lineage: Eukaryota; Viridiplantae; Streptophyta; Magnoliopsida; Lamiales; Lamiaceae.